UAAAUCCAUUCUUUUAUAUUUGCACCCUUUCGCAUUUAAAAGCUUCCUUCGACUUUUUAAUGGAGGCUUCGUAGCUUCGUAUAAUCAGAGCAAACACGAAAAACAUUAGUUUUCAUUUUUAUUUUCCUUUUCGAAACAAAACAAGACACCUGCAUUUAGCCUUCCAACUAGCAACAAGAAGCAAAAUAGGAGCUUAGUUUUCAGAGGCAGGGAAAGAAAGCAUCGUCAUGAAAGCUCUCAUCAAUUUCGAACCGUCUCUAUCUUCAAUAUAUUCAAUUCGAACCGAAAAUUCUCAAAAUUUUUACGGUUUAAGUUCCUUUCUCAAAUUUUCAACUUACAAUCAUAAAUGUUCUUUUCGACGGAAGCCUGGUUGUUUGACCGUUAAGGCUUCACUGGAUUCCGCGACGAUCGAUCAAAUAGGACUAAAAGAGUCCGAUAUUAGGAAUCCGGCGAUUUCUUCUUCCUAUCGGAGCUCCAAGUUCACGAAGCCUAACCAGACAGUACUCGAAGCUCAAACUAGGGUUUGCACGGGACCCACGCAGACCAAACCUCUUAGUGAAGAGCAAGCUUUCAAGGUGUUGGAUACCAUUUUAAGAUCAGCUAGGGGGGAAUUCAAAGAUGAAGAAGUUGUCUCUAAUUCCCAACUUGGGGCUUUUUUUGCUGCAAUGACAAUUCGUGCAAAUGCUUUUCCGGAGGCAACUCAAUGGAGUGAAGGAGAAAGGCGGGCGAUGAACAUUUUCUGGCCACUUCUCGCUCGUGCAUUACCACCAGAUGUAAUUUUCAUUGCAGAUCCUGAAGGCUCAAUUAUGGGAACCAGAAGUUCAAUUGGACCUCAAUAUGUUGGCAAUGGAACCAGUGAAAUGAGAUUGGUUGGUGCCUUGAGAGAAGUUCUGGCUGGAGGUCACCUUGGAUAUGAGGAAGUCCAGGCUGUCCUGAGAGAUGUUCUUCCACUGACAACAGAAGACAGCGAAUCCAUUGGAGUAAGUGACUCAUUGCUUUCAGCAUUUUUGAUUGGUCAACGUAUGAACAGAGAAACAGAUCGUGAACUUAAAGCCUACUGCCUUGCAUUUGAUGAUGAACUCGGUCCGCCACCGGUUGCUGAUGUUCAAUCAUUGACUCAUUAUGGUGACCCUUAUGAUGGAAACACACGUUACUUUAGAAGCACAUUAUUUGUUGCUACUGUUAGAUCUUGCUGUGGUGAAUCUUCAUUGCUUCAUGGUGUGGAGUGGAUGCCACCUAAGGGGGGUGUGACUGAAGAGCAGAUGCUUAAGUUUAUGGGAGCAAACACAAGCUUGUCAGUGUUGCAGGCAAAGAAACUCCUUGAGGAUGAGGAGGUAGGUUUUGCCUAUAUAAGUCAACGUGAAGCUCGACCAUCUAUAUAUUCAUUAAUUGGGUUGAGGGAACAUAUAAAAAAACGUCCUCCAUUGGCAACAACGGAGAAGGUUCAACAGUUUGUCCGGGCUCGGGGAAAAGAAGCAAUUGUGGCUGGGUUCUAUCAUGAAGGUUAUGAGCAGCCAUUACUAAUGCUUAUGAAGAGAAGAGGUGUUCAUUCUGGUUUAGUGGUGAAGGGUGAAGAAGGGUCCCUGUCGAUGACAACAAGAUUGCGAUCAAUAAAUUCAUCGAAAGGACUUCCUGUAAACUACUGUUCAGGAUUUCGUUCUUCAAGUGUUGAGUCUGCACUUGAAGCUGAUGGGGUGUCGCGUCAAAACUUUAGUAUUGAGGUGAAUGCUAGCGACUAUGGGUUUGAACCCACUGAUACUCCAAGAACUGAUAGAUCGAUUUCAAAGAAUAUAGAGCUUGGUUUGGCUGCACUCCGGGGUGAGAAAGGACCAGCAUAUGAUCGAAUUGUCUUAAAUGCUGGAAUGGUGGAUCACUUGUUGAGAUGUGAAGGCGCGGAAGAUGUAUCUUCAGCCAUGGAUAGAGCCCGAGAGGCCAUUGAUAGUGGUAGGGCACUCAAAAGGUUAUUAGACUACAUAAAGAUCUCACACAAAGUGAAGUAGUUGAAAAUUGAGCAAGCUUCAUUUUACAUACCAUACUUGUAGGUUCUGUAAUUUUGUCAUUAACGAAUUAGUAACCAGUUUGGUCAAGGUCUGUUUUCUUUUUUUUUUUUUAAAUAUUCUUUUCAGAAUUUGUUGUGUAAAGUUUGGUAUGACACUCACGCCAUAUAUAAAGAGAGUGUAAUUUUGUGGAGUCAUACAUAAAAA
Carica papaya (papaya) is the source of this 2204-nucleotide messenger RNA. Its product is annotated as anthranilate phosphoribosyltransferase. The record is from RefSeq and is a predicted model, not a curated record. Gene Ontology annotation, cellular component: cytosol. Gene Ontology annotation, biological process: GMP biosynthetic process. Lineage: Eukaryota; Viridiplantae; Streptophyta; Magnoliopsida; Brassicales; Caricaceae. Gene Ontology annotation, molecular function: GMP synthase activity.